Messenger RNA from Oncorhynchus tshawytscha (Chinook salmon), 939 nucleotides. Its product is annotated as olfactory receptor 6N1-like. The transcript has a single exon. The record is from RefSeq and is a predicted model, not a curated record. Bases 1 to 939 code for a protein of 312 amino acids. Lineage: Eukaryota; Metazoa; Chordata; Actinopteri; Salmoniformes; Salmonidae. Gene Ontology annotation, molecular function: olfactory receptor activity; G protein-coupled receptor activity. Gene Ontology annotation, cellular component: membrane. Gene Ontology annotation, biological process: G protein-coupled receptor signaling pathway.
AUGGAGAACUCAACCCAAGUCAAGUUCUUUUAUCUCUUUGGCUUACAAGAGACAUUUAUCAACAAAUCGGUCUAUUUUACCUUGUCUCUUAUCACAUACCUUCUCAUCAUCACUGUGAAUCUGACUCUGAUCAUAACAAUCAUUCAGCAGAAAGGUCUCCAUGAGCCCAUGUAUAUCUUUCUGUGUAGUUUAUGUAUCAAUGGAUUGUAUGGAACUGCUGGUUUCUACCCCAAGUUCUUACUGGACCUUCAGUCAGAUGUUCAGGUGAUAUCUUAUGGUGGAUGUUUCACUCAAGCCUAUGUAAUAUACACAUCUGUCAUGUGUGAACUUUCUACUCUAACAGUGAUGUCUUAUGACAGGUAUGUGGCAAUAUGUAGACCACUACUAUACCAUAACAUUGUGACAUCUUUAACUAUUAGAAAGUUACUCUUAUUGUCUUGGUGUUAUCCUUUAUUUAUAGCACUCAUAGCAGUUAGUUUAGCCGUCAGACUUCCUUUGUGUGGAUCUCGCAUUGAUAAGAUCUUCUGUGACAUUCCGUCUAUACUGAAACAUGCAUGUUUACCCAUUACCAUCAAUCAGAAUUUGAACAAAUUUGUAAUAGUGGUUCAUGUUUUACAGUUACUUUACAUUGUAUUUUCUUACUGUCAGAUUGUAAGGACUUGUGUAAAGUCAGCUAAGGGAAGGAUUAAGUUCACACAGACAUGUGUGCCACAUUUAAUAACAAUGGUUAUUUUCAUCACAGUGACCCUGUUUGACACGUUGCAAGGGUGGAAUAGUAGUGUAAAUAUUACGCUAAAUAUGCGUAAUGCAAUGGCUGUGCAAUUCCUUGUUAUACCACCUGUCUUUAACCCUCUCAUAUAUGGACUUAACCUCCAGCAGAUUCGAAGGGCCAUUUUUAGAAAGUGUAAUGCACAUAAAAUCAUUGAUAUGAGACGUUAG